This is a messenger RNA of Geodia barretti, 1476 nucleotides long. The record is from the annotation of a GenBank genome assembly. NCBI's taxonomy places the organism in Eukaryota, Metazoa, Porifera, Demospongiae, Tetractinellida, Geodiidae.
AUGGAAUUCGGCAUGCAAUUCUUUCCGUGCGUCGGGCCGGAUCAGCGCCCGGCGGACGCGUAUUUCGACGACUGCCUCACUCUGUGCGAGCUGUGCGACGAAUACGGAUACACCCAUAUCCGCACGGUCGAGCAUUAUUUUCACCCCUAUGGCGGCUACAGCCCGAACCCGAUCGUGUUUCUUUCCGCCGCCUCGCAGCGGACCGGGACCGCGCGCAUGGUCACCGGCGCGGUGCUGCCGGUGUUCAACAACCCGCUCAAGCUGGCCGGCGAGAUCGGCAUGCUCGAUGCGAUCUCCGGCGGGCGGCUCGAGGUCGGCUUCGCGCGCGCCUUCCUGCCGCACGAAUACCGGCGCUUCGGCGUUUCGCUCGACGAAUCCGUCGCCCGCUUCGACGAGGGGAUGGCCCAGGUCCGCCGUCUGCUCGAAGAGGAGAACGUGACCGAGAAGGGGCAGUUCCACAGCUUCGAGAACGUCACCUCGCUGCCCCGGCCGACCCAGACGCCGCGGCCCAAAUUCUGGACCGCGGCCUUCACCACCCCGCAAUCCUUCGAGAAGGCCGGCCGCCAGGGCAACUGGAUCAUGGCGAUCCCGAUUUCCGGCGCGGCGAUGCGCGAGCUCUGCGACAUCUACCGCGAGGCGUGGGACAAGGCCGGCCACAAGGGCCAGGGACGGGUGAUGCUCGCCUUCCACAUGUACUGCCACGAAGACGCGCGCGAGGCGGCGCGGAUCGCCCGCGAUCCGCUCAACCGCUAUCUCGGCUCGCUGGUCGACGCGGCGUCGGACUGGAUCAGCGGCACCUCGUCGGCGGACUACAAGGGCUACGGCAAGAUGAUCGACGCCCUCAAGCAGGAGACCUUCGAGUCGCAGGUCGAGAAGGGCGCGGCCUGGGUCGGCACGCCCGGCCAGCUGGAAAGACGCAUGGAGCCCCACCGGAUCGACGUCCACCACCAUAUCCUGCCGCCGGACUAUGUCGCCACGGUGGGCGACGACCGGAUCGGGCCGCUGAUCCUCGCCGGCCGCACGCCGGAAUGGACGCCCGCGAUGUCGGUCGAGGCGAUGGACCGGAACGGCAUCGCCACCGCAAUCACCUCGAUCUCGGCGCCCGGGCUGUGGUUCGGCGAUAACGAGGAGUCGGUCCGCCUCGCCCGGAUCUGCAACGACUACGCCGCCUCGAUCCGCCUCGAUCAUCCGGGCCGGUUCGGCGUGUUCGCGUGCCUGCCGCUGCCCGACGUGGAUGCCAGCCUGGCCGAGAUCGCCCAUGCGCUCGACACGCUGAAGGCCGACGGCAUCGGCCUGCUCACCAGCUAUGGCGACCGCUAUCCCGGCGAUGCCGCCUUCCAGCCGGUGUUCGACGAGCUCAACCGGCGCCGCGCCGUGGUCUAUUUCCACCCCACCAACGCGCCUUGCAGCCAUGCCUGCCCGAGAUCCCGGCGGCGACGCUGGAUUUCCCCUUCGACACAACGCGCGCGGUGGUGA